CUUACCUGGCAGGGGAGAUGCCUUUAUGGUUCUUUUCUGUCGGGUGUAGGGAGCGCCCCACGGUCUCAGAUCCAGAGCAGGGGAGGUUGGCUUGUCCACCACCCUGUUUUUCUGUUUCCCUUGGUGCGCGGCGAAUUCAAUUUUUAGGAGAAGGAUGGCGGAAAUGGUGUUACUUGGUGGUUCCAACAGAAGAAUGGGAUCGGAGAGAGAAGAUGGAUCGGAAUUUGGAAGAGGAGGAGGAAGACCAGCAUCACGGAUUCCAAUUGAUGGGAGAGAGAGGAGAAACGUGGUUCGUUUUGAGCUUAAGGAAGAACAAAUGGAGAGAAAAGAGUUCAGUAUUGAGGUUUUGCAGAAGACUUUAAAGUUCAUCCCUGGUGAGAUUGAUUUUCUAUUUGCCUUUCCAGGAAAAACUACUUUUGAAGUGGUUUUUAAGACAAGAUAUUUGUAUGACAAAUGUGUGCGAACAGUAGAGAGGGAGAAAGAGGUGAACUUGAUUUUGGAUAAAUUUUUGAUCGUUCCAUUGAGUGAUAGACUUGACAAAAAAGUAAAUGUUAUUAUGUAUACAGAAAAAGUUAAAAUUCAAGAUAUUUCCACGUGGUUAUUGCAGUAUUGUGAUGUCAAGACUAGUAUGCAGAUGACGGAUGAUGACGGUAUUAAGAAUGGGCUGUAUAAAUUUGAUAUAAUUUUGAAGAAAGAGAGGGACACAGAUCGGGUGAUACACCUGCCCCCCGUUAUACAGAUAGGAGCAGUGAGAGGACAUGUGUUCUAUCCUGGCCAGCCUCAAGUGUGUAGGAGGUGUGGUAAGGAGGGUCACAAGGUUUUGGAAUGCAUAGUAGUAAAAUGUCGGAACUGUAAAGAAGAAGGACAUAGCACCAGGGAAUGUAGAAAACAAAUAAUUUGCAAUUUAUGUGGACAGGAGGCACAUGCCUUUAAGGACUGCCCUGUCUCAUAUGCGAAUAUUGUUAAAGUAAAUAAGACUGAUAAAGUCAUAGCACUGUUGGAUGAAGAAUCAGAAGAGGAGAUGGAAGGGGAAGAAAGGCAGAGAGAGGAAAAACUAGGAGGUGAAAGGAGAACAAAUGGUAAAGAAGAUCCAGAAUCGACAACCGGAAAGAUGGAGGAAGAAAAAGAAGAGGUAAAGAGUUGUGGAGAGAGUGAUGUGUGGAAUUUUAUGGAAGACAAGACAGAAAAAGACAGUGCUGAAAGCAGGAUUGACCAGUAUUCGCAGGAUAUACUCUUCCACACGGAAGAAAUAAUGGAAAUAUUGAGUGGCACUGCAAGUGUAUGCCAAUCACCGGCAAAGGAGAUGGUAGAAAAUAUAGUGCAGGAGAAGAUGAGAGAAGAAAUGGGGGAAAUGAAAAUCAACCCCACGUUACAACGGAAACGGGGCCCUGACUUACUAUCUCCAGGAAAUUCUGGAAAGGUGGAAGAAAUGGAGAAAAUAUGCCAAGAAUGGGGAACAACACCAUCCUUUUUAGAAACUAAAGAUAUGGAAGGGUUCCUGUCCACAACAGGAAUGAAGGGAGUAGAGGAAUGGAAAGUAGAGAGAAAAGGCACAAAAAAAGCUAAGAAAAAUGCAGCGGGAGUAAAUAAGGGGAGAAUAGAAGGGGAGGUAGAAAAAAACACUGGGAAGAAAAAAUGAAAUUGAAAAUAGUAACAAUUAAUGUCAGAAGUAUCCAGAGGAAAGAGAGGAGAAGAAUUGUUUUUUCUUUUUUGAAAGAUAUUUCGGCAGAUGUUUUUUGUUUACAAGAAUGUAGUUUACCGGGCGAAAAAUCGUAUGAAAAGUAUGAAAAGGAUUGGAAAGAAGGUAAUUCAGUAUUUUCAGGAACGAAUGAAAA
Molecule: messenger RNA, 1835 nt
Organism: Erpetoichthys calabaricus (reedfish)
Lineage: Eukaryota; Metazoa; Chordata; Cladistia; Polypteriformes; Polypteridae
Product: zinc finger CCHC domain-containing protein 3
Exons: 2
Coding region: 155-1639 (494 amino acids)
Biological process (GO): activation of innate immune response
Molecular function (GO): RNA binding; double-stranded DNA binding; zinc ion binding
Source: RefSeq, a predicted model, not a curated record